CAUGCGCUAACUACAACCAGCUGUUUUGAUAUUGACAUUACAUUGAUUGAUUCAAUGCAAAAUUUGGAACAAUUGGUUUUUCAUUUUAAAUCAAAAAGUUGUGAAUCACUCUUUUACAGCAGAGGAAAAAAGUUGACGCCUUUGUUUGCACUUUUCUCUGUCGCUUACCGUGUGUUUCUCACUGAUUCCCAGUUUAACUCAUGCCUCAGAAUCCCUACGUACUGCGCAUGUCCGCUUCCCGGUGUCCGAUGUCACUCGUUCAGUGUGCAGCUGUUGUUGAGAUCAUUGAGCAUAGACGUGACGUUUCAGAGACUAAGACUAAGCACAUCAGCAGUACCUGAACCGAGCCCGAACACGCACUUUGUACCACGGACGUGAGAAACGGAUACGAUAGAAAGCAGAAGCCGCUAAGGUACCGAUGCUUACAAAGCUAAUGUAGGCUAACAGACUUAAGUAACAGCUGUUGGAUAACACUGGAUAACAGACUAACGGACAGGCCCAUGUGCAGCACGCUGUCUCGUUUUCAACCGCUCUGACCCGGGUCAGUUCCACCUGCUUGGACCCCGGUGUAUCCACUGAAGCUGAUCCGAGUGUAGAUUCGUAAAGAAAAAGGAGGAGGAAUUGGCAGCAGGAGCCGACAUGUUGAUAGUUGGAGCUGGAAGUGGAAAUCCUUCUACCAAUGGCAAGAAACAACGACGCAGAGGCAAGAAGCAUCGAAAAGGCAGAGUGGAGAAGGAACAAACUGAAGAUCUUGAAAGUCUUGGCCCAGACAACGAUCAGUGUCAGCAAGCUAGUAAACCUGCAAAUAUACGUCCACAGUCUGAAGAACGCUACAAACUUCCCACAGCAGCUCCUCAGACACCCACAGGCUUCUCACCCAUAUCUAUAAACUCCACCAACUGUCAUUUCCACACUGCUUUCCAAACUCCUCCAGACUCCCCACGCAUGGAUCACCCUGUCACACCUAUGCCGACUACUAAAACUGACGCUCAACCAGAAACCAAAACACCCACAGACAAAGCCAUCACCCCUUCUCCUCCAUCUUUUGCGCCAUCUUCUUGCCCUUUGCUGCUUUCAACUCUUCCACCUCUCAUCCUCACUAACGCACUUCCUGACCUGAGCCUAAUCCAAACCGAUAGAGAGCAUGACGAUACCCAGAAUUUCUCUAGAUCUCCUUACACAAUCCUUCAGAAUGUCAAGAAGCCAGACUUGCCUCCAGCCAGCGAGUUACAGUCCUCUUCAAUAUGCCCAACUCAGAUGGAUGUCACCGUUUCCCCUACCAGGGUGACCUUCACCUCAGGUGUUUCCUCCCACCUCUACCCGGCUGCCUGUUCUACCUCUUUCCUUCAACCUCUUGACUGUUUAGACCCUCCCACUGGUCUUUCUCCCAUAACUUCAUCCACAACGCACCAGCAUAAUCAUCAGCUGACCACAUCUCCACCCUCAGCUCUGACCCCACCCCAUCCAGAGUUUUACCCUCCUCCCACUCAGCUGCUGGGAUCAGAUGAUGAAGAGCAAGAAGAUCCAUCAGACUACUGUAAAGGUGGUUACUAUCCGGUGACAAUAGGUGACCUCUUCAAUGGACGAUACCAUGUGGUCAGAAAAUUGGGCUGGGGACAUUUUUCAACUGUCUGGCUGUGCUGGGACCUGCACAAGAAACGUUUUGUGGCGCUAAAGGUGGUUAAGAGUGCUGCUCAUUACACCGAGACGGCGCUGGAUGAGAUAAAACUGCUGAGAUGUGUCAGGGACAGUGACCCCUCUGAUCAUAAUAGAGAAACCAUUGUGCAGCUCAUCGACGAUUUUAAGAUUUCUGGAGUAAAUGGAGUUCAUGUCUGUAUGGUUCUGGAGGUUCUGGGUCAUCAGUUGCUGAAAUGGAUUAUCAAGUCAAACUACAUGGGACUCCCUCUGGUCUGUGUGAAGACCAUUCUGAGACAGGUUCUUCAGGGGCUCCACUACCUCCACACCAAAUGUAAGAUCAUCCAUACUGACAUCAAGCCAGAGAACAUCCUUCUGGAAGUGGAUGAAGUUUAUGUUCGCAGACUGGCUGCUGAGGCCACACUCUGGCAGAGAGCUGGAGCUCCACCCCCUUCAGGCUCCUCAGUCAGCACGGCUCCCAGAGAUCUACAGGCGGGUAAAAUGUCGAAGAACAAGAAAAAGAAAAUCAAAAGAAAAGCCAAACGUCAACAGAAACUGCUGGAGGAGAGAAUGGUGGAUAUACAGAGGAUGGACGAUGAGAACAGUCAUCAUAGUGAAGACACGCACAGUAACUGCUCCAUAGUUGUCAACGGAAACACUUCCUGCUCCACAGAUAACAGCAAAACCAGUCCGGAGUCAUCUUGCUCCUGGUUGGAGGACGGUUUUGAUAACCAUGCCUCUGGUCGGUUCUCUAGCCCUGCCUCUGGUAUGUCGAGUUUUUCCAGCUCUAUGAUGUCAGCAACGUCUGAGUCUGCAAUUUCUUUGCAGUCUGGAUAUUCAUGUGAACGUGAUGCUUUCAAUGCAACAGAUUUUGUCCUCAGUCCCCUGGAUCCACAGAAUGCUGACAAACUUAAAGUAAAGAUUGCGGAUCUAGGAAACGCCUGCUGGGUGCACAAACACUUCACUGAGGACAUUCAAACCCGACAGUACCGUGCUCUGGAGGUUCUCAUCGGAGCAGAGUAUGGUCCACCUGCGGACAUUUGGAGCACAGCCUGCAUGGCAUUUGAGUUGGCAACAGGAGACUACUUAUUUGAGCCUCAUUCAGGAGAAGAUUACACAAGAGAUGAAGAUCACAUUGCUCACAUCAUCGAGCUUCUGGGUCCAAUCCCUUUACCAUUUGCUCUGUCCGGCAGGUACUCCCGAGACCACCUCAGCAGGAGCGUAGGAACCAUUCUUUAACAGCCAGUGUCACCAGUGUGGGUCUCUCUAAAGUCAUAUUUUUGUUUAGCUAACUGGUACAAAAUAUCUCCUUGACUGCCCACUUUUCUUACAAUCAAGAACACACAAUAUACACACAAAUGUCCUACAGAAAAUGACCUAUCAGUCAUGCACCCUUAGGUAUAAGCAACAAUUAAUGAGCUAACAAACCUGCUAUCUUCACUCUUUACUCAAUAAACACACAAAGCCUAUGCAUUUGUGGAGGCUUCAACUUCAGGUCAGACCAGCCUCACUGAUUGGAGGGCAGUAUGUUAGUCUGCAGCUAACAGGCUGACUGCCUUGAUUAUCAAUUGGAUUGUUUGGGACUGAGGCCUAAAGAAGUUCUGAAGACCUGGAGCCUAAUGUGCGAAGUUGCAUACGCAGAAAAACGUGGCGUCAGUACGUUUCAAAAAUGAGAUGACUGUGGAAAUGUUAGAUUUCACGGCAGCUCGGUGGCUGUCGAACGCACGUUUCUACAACUAAUGUUCUUUGGCGAUCCCAGGAGGUCAUGCUGGGAACCUCCUAAUAAUGUGAAAAGUGAGAGUGAAUUACUUGUCAUUGUGACACAGUACAUCACUGCACACAACAAAAUGCAACCUCUGCAUUUUACCUAUCACCAAAGUAAACAUGGGGUAGCUGAAGUAGUGAUGUGCGGAUCGAUCCUGAAAUAUCGAUACUUCCGAUUCUGGAUCUUUAUGC
Molecule: messenger RNA, 3591 nt
Organism: Cynoglossus semilaevis (tongue sole)
Lineage: Eukaryota; Metazoa; Chordata; Actinopteri; Pleuronectiformes; Cynoglossidae
Gene: srpk3
Product: SRSF protein kinase 3
Exons: 16
Coding region: 640-2874 (744 amino acids)
Biological process (GO): peptidyl-serine phosphorylation; spliceosomal complex assembly; regulation of mRNA processing
Cellular component (GO): nucleus; cytoplasm
Molecular function (GO): protein serine/threonine kinase activity; ATP binding
Source: RefSeq, a predicted model, not a curated record